Messenger RNA from Uloborus diversus, 1092 nucleotides. RefSeq names its product zinc finger protein 569-like. Gene Ontology annotation, molecular function: DNA-binding transcription factor activity; RNA polymerase II cis-regulatory region sequence-specific DNA binding. The transcript has 2 exons. The record is from RefSeq and is a predicted model, not a curated record. Gene Ontology annotation, biological process: regulation of transcription by RNA polymerase II. The annotation marks the transcript as partial. Lineage: Eukaryota; Metazoa; Arthropoda; Arachnida; Araneae; Uloboridae.
AUGGCACAUCAGUCUGAGAUCCUUCUUCACUCAAAAAACAAGUAUUUCUGCGAACACUGUUCAAAAGCAUUUCCAAGCGCCUUUGAUUUAAAAAGGCAUCUGAGAACCCAUACUGGGGAGAAACCGUACUCCUGUAAACAGUGCUCAAAAGCAUUUUCGGAUGCUUCAAAUUUAAAGCGACAUCUGAGAAAACAUACUGGCGAGAAACCAUAUUCAUGUAAAUAUUGUUCAGAGGCAUUUUCCGACGCUCUAAACUUAAAAACGCAUAGGAGAAUCCAUAUUGGCGAAAAACCGUAUUCAUGCGAACACUGUUCAAAAGCAUUUUCAAACGUCUCUCAUUUAAAAAUUCAUCUAAGAACCCAUACUGGGGAGAAACCAUAUUCCUGUAAACAGUGCUCAAAGACAUUUUCAGAUGCUUCAAAUUUAAAGCGACAUCUGAGAAAACAUACUGGCGAGAAACCGUAUUCAUGUAAACAUUGUUUAAAGGCAUUUGCCGACGUUGUAAACUUAAAAAUGCAUGUGAGAACCCAUACUGGCGAAAAACCGCAUUCCUGUGAAAUUUGUUCAAAAACAUUUUCCCGAUUCGAAAGCUUAAAAUCACAUCUGAGAAUCCAUACUGGUGAGAAACCGUAUUCCUGUGAAAUUUGUCCGAAGGCAUUUUCCCACCUUGGAAGCUUAAAUUUACAUCUGAGAUCUCAUAUUGGCGAAAAACCGUAUUCAUGCGAAUACUGUUCAAAAGCAUUUCCAAGCGUCUCUUAUUUAAAAAGGCAUAUGAGAACCCAUACUGGGGAGAAACCGUAUUCCUGUAAGCAGUGCUCAAAAGCGUUUUCGGAUGCUUCAAGUUUAAAGACACAUCUAAAAAAACAUACUGGCGAGAAACCGUAUUCAUGUAAACAUUGUUUAAAGGCAUUUUCAGACGCUCUCAACUUAAAAACGCAUGUGGGAACCCAUAUUGGCGAGAAACCGUAUUCAUGCGAACACUGUUCAAAAGCAUUUUCAAGCGCCUCUCAUUUAAAAAUUCAUCUAAGAACCCAUACUGGGGAGAAACCAUAUUCCUGUAAACAGUGCUCAAAGGCUUUUUCGAAUUCUUCA